Pocillopora damicornis (cauliflower coral) is the source of this 2237-nucleotide messenger RNA. RefSeq names its product apoptosis-inducing factor 1, mitochondrial. Gene Ontology annotation, molecular function: NAD(P)H oxidase H2O2-forming activity; FAD binding; protein dimerization activity. The record is from RefSeq and is a predicted model, not a curated record. Gene Ontology annotation, biological process: apoptotic process; mitochondrial respiratory chain complex assembly. NCBI's taxonomy places the organism in Eukaryota, Metazoa, Cnidaria, Anthozoa, Scleractinia, Pocilloporidae. Gene Ontology annotation, cellular component: mitochondrion; cytoplasm.
AUGUCCUUUACACAUGCUACGAUCGUAUAAUGUCUCUAGUGACUUGUGGCAGAUUUUUCCGGCCUUGCCUGAGUCGGGUUAGACCAGCAUUGAGUUCUCCAGGCCGGGCCGGGUUUCGACUGUACAGUUCUUUCGAAAAAAGACCCAAUGUUGCAGUCAAUCGAGUGUUCACUCGGCCUGCAUCAGGCAGUAGUCAGAGCUCAGCCGGUGGAUUUAUGGGUGAUAAUGGGAUGUUGAUUGUUGGAAUCGGAUUGCUUGGAGGUUCUCUAUUAUACCUUGUAUACAGUGGCAUGUUUAACCCUUAUGAAUCUCCCUCAUCAAAACCAGCAGUUUCUGAGGAUGCUGCAGUAGAGCUGCCUGCUGAUGAGGCAGUUCCAUCAGAAUCAACCAAAGAAGAGAGCCCAGCUGUCAAAGAACCAAAAGAAGAGACAAGUCAGGAAAUUACCUCACAACAAGAUGCACCACCCCCCUUGCCAGAAAUUCCAGAACAUGCAACAUAUAUCUUGGUGGGUGCUGGCACAGCUUCCUUUGCAGCCUACAGAGCCAUCAGGAAAGCUGACAAGUCUGCAAAGGUGCUGAUCAUAGGAGAUGAAGAGUAUCCGCCAUACAUGCGGCCUCCACUUUCUAAAGAGCUGUGGUACUGUGAUGAUGAAGAACUGGUGUCAGAUCUGAAGUUCAAACAGUGGAAUGGAAAGGAAAGGGGAAUAUUUUUUGAACCAGAGAUAUUUUUCUGUAAACCUGGUGAAUUACCAAGUAAGGAGACGGGUGCAGUUGCUCUGCUCAAAGGGAAAAAGGUUGUAGGAAUUAACAGUAGAGAACAAAAAGUCAAGUUAGAUGAUGGAGCAGAGAUUGGAUACGAUAAACUGCUUUUGGCCCCAGGUGGUAUUCCAAAGAACCUGCCCAUUUUUAGAGAAAGCAGUGACGAAGUCAAGAAGAGAACAACAUUAUUUAGAAAGAUUAAAGAUUUCAAGGAGCUUGAUAAAGCUGUCAAAGAUGCCAAAUCUGUGGUUGUUGUUGGUGGAGGCUUUCUUGGAAGUGAACUGGCCUGUGCACUUGGCCACAGAGGAAAGAAAACUGGGAUGAAUGUGAUGCAAGUAUUCCCAGAGGAUGGAAACAUGGGAAAAGUGUUGCCAAAAUAUCUUACAGAAUGGACAACUAACAAAGUCAGGAACGAGGGUGUGGAUGUAAAACCAAAUUCCACAGUAGAACAUGUGUCAUUUAGCGAUGGCCAAAUAAACCUGAGACUUAACUCUGGUGAUGAGAUCAAAGCAGAUCACAUAAUUGUAGCAGUAGGUCUGGAACCUAAUGUAGAGCUUGCAAGUGCUGCUGGGCUUGAAGUGGACCCAAUCCUUGGUGGUUAUCACGUGAACUCAGAGCUGGAAGCAAAGUCUAAUAUUUGGGUGGCAGGUGAUGCUGCUUGCUUCUAUGAUCCGAACCUUGGCCGACGAAGAGUUGAACACCACGAUCACGCUGUGGUCAGCGGCCGACUGGCGGGAGAAAAUAUGACUGGCUCUAGGAACCCAUAUUGGCAUCAGUCCAUGUUUUGGAGUGACCUGGGUCCUGAUGUUGGAUACGAGGCUAUUGGUCUUGUAGAUUCCAUGCUCCCCACCGUGGGAGUCUGGGCCAAGGCGACGAAAGCAGACACUCCUAAAGCUGUAGUGGAGGCCACGGGAGAAAGUUUACGUUCAGAAACCGAAGGCGAGGGUGCUGCCUCUUCUCCGGUUUCCACUGAGCCACCCGCUCCAGUCUCCGCUGAAUCAUCGGAGGAGUUUGGUAAAGGUGUCGUGUUUUACGUGAAAGGAAAAAGAGUUGUGGGAGUCGUCCUGUGGAACAUCUUCAACAAAAUGCCGAUCGCUCGAAAGAUCAUCAAGGAAGGCAAAGAUCAAGAUGAUCUCAAUGAACUCGCGAAGCUGUUUGAUAUCCACAAAGCGGGCUAAUUCAACGCGUUUUACCUGUUUUCACGGACGUUUUUUUGAAGAGUUGGACAAUGUUGACAAAUAGCCUUGGUAGAAACGCAGGCUCUUGUCAGCGGAUGUAAAAAGGGUCGAAGUGGUAACGGGUGUACUAUCACCAUUAAGGUCCCAGAUGGUUGUAACGACCUUAUGUUGUGAUAGAAAGACUGGUGAAUUUUUACGUUUAGUCGAACAGUCUUAUUUGUUAUAAAAUGCGAAUUGCUCAGUGGCGAGGGAAGUGUAGAAUAAAUUCUGAUAAUAAAGAUCUAUAUUUUUACGUCAAGA